Messenger RNA from Gryllus bimaculatus (two-spotted cricket), 5205 nucleotides. The record is from the annotation of a GenBank genome assembly. Lineage: Eukaryota; Metazoa; Arthropoda; Insecta; Orthoptera; Gryllidae.
UGCCGAGAUGCAACAGAGUAACGAGCUGCGAUUGGCUUUUCCGCAGGGGUUGCGGUGGUGCCUGGAACCCCGGGGCCCAUCCGUACCUCGGAGGAGGCGAUGGCCUUCUGCCAGAAGCACGGGCUGCCCGUCAUCUUCAAGGCGGCCUUCGGCGGCGGCGGGCGCGGGAUGCGCGUCGUGCGCAAGAUGCAGGAGGUUGAGGAGAUGUUCAAUCUGGCGUCGUCGGAAGCCCAGAAGGCGUUUGGCGAUGGUGCCAUGUUCAUCGAGAAGUUCAUCGAACGGCCGCGCCACAUCGAGGUGCAGCUGCUGGGAGACCACGCGGGGAACGUGGUGCAUCUGUACGAGCGAGACUGCUCCGUACAGCGCCGGCAUCAGAAGGUGGUGGAGAUAGCGCCUGCUCCCAACCUUGACCCCAAGGUACGCGAUCGCAUGACAGAGCAGGCGGUGAAGCUGGCAAGGCAUGUGGGCUAUGAGAAUGCUGGCACUGUGGAGUUCCUAGUGGACCCUCAAGGAAACUUCUACUUCAUUGAAGUGAACGCUCGGCUGCAAGUGGAACACACGGUCACUGAAGAAAUAACAGGAAUCGACUUGGUGCAGUCACAAAUUCGUCUGUCUGAGGGUCUCACCUUGCCCGAAUUGGGUAUGACCCAGGACAAAAUUGUGUCUCAGGGAUGUGCAAUCCAAUGCAGAGUGACCACUGAAGAUCCUGCCAAGAACUUCCAGCCAGACACUGGUCGCAUUGAGGUGUUCCGUAGUGGUGAGGGCAUGGGUAUCCGACUGGAUGGAGCAUCUGCCUUCGCUGGUGCACAGAUCUCCCCAUAUUACGAUUCGUUGUUGGUGAAGGUGAUUUCCCGAGCUCAUGACCUGCAGUCGUCUUGCGCAAAAAUGAGCCGUGCAUUACGAGAAUUCAGAGUGCGUGGUGUAAAGACAAACAUUCCAUUCCUAUUGAACGUGCUUGAGAAUCAGAAGUUUUUAAAUGGAACUGUGGAUACAGAUUUCAUUGAUGAGAACCCCCAGCUCUUCCAGUUUAAGAAGUCUCAAAACAGAGCUCAGAAGCUACUUAAUUACAUCGGGUCUGUGCUUGUAAAUGGUCCAAGCACUCCAUUGGCGACUGGCCUCAAGCCAGCAGAAAUUAUUCCUCACAUUCCAGAUAUUCCACUAGAUUUCUCCGCCCAGGCUUCCGUGGAGGGCAGUGACGGUGAAGGGGAAUACCCCCCAGGGACGCGCACCAGUCGCUGCUGGCGACGCGCGUGCCGCACGCACGACCUGCUGCGCGUGUCGCCGUACGUGGCGCACCACUUCUCCGGCUGUUCGCCCUGGAGAACUGGGGGCGGCGCCACCUUCGACGUGGCGCUGCGCUUCCUGCACGAGUGCCCCUGGGAGCGGCUGGAGUUCAUGCGCCGCCUGCUGCCCAACGUGCCCUUCCAGAUGCUGCCUGCGCGGCGCCAAGCCGUCGGCUACACCAACUACCCGGACAACGUCGUCUACAAGUUCUGCGAGCUGGCCGUGGAGUCGGGCAUGGACAUCUUCCGCGUGUUCGACUCGCUCAACUACAUGCCCAACCUGAUCGUGGGCAUGGAGGCGGCGGGCAAGGCCGGCGGCGUGGUGGAGGCGGCCAUCUCGUACACGGGCGACGUGGCCGACCCGGCGCGCACCAAGUACGACCUCAAGUACUACGUCAACCUGGCCGACGAGCUCGUCAAGGCCGGCACGCACGUGCUCGCCAUCAAGGCGCUGCGCGACCGCCACCCGCACGUGCCGCUGCACGUGCACACGCACGACACGGCCGGCGCGGGCGUGGCGCCGAUGCUGGGGCGGCCGGGCCGGCGCCGACGUGGUGGACGUGGCGGUGGACUCCAUGUCGGGAUGACGUCGCAGCCCAGCAUGGGCGCCAUUCGUGGCCGCGCUGCAGGGCACGCCGCUCGACACCGGGUUGCAGUUGCCGCACAUAAGUGAGUAUUCAGCGUACUGGGAACAAGCGAGAACACUGUACGCUCCGUUUGAGUGCGCAACAACAAUGAAGUCUGGCAAUGCUGAUGUGUACCUGAAUGAGAUUCCUGGAGGACAAUACACCAACCUUCAAUUCCAAGCUUAUUCCCUCGGCUUGGGAGACUUCUUUGAGGACGUCAAGAAGGCUUAUCGCGAGGCAAAUUUGCUUCUGGGUGACAUAAUCAAGGUGACCCCAUCAUCGAAAGUUGUUGGUGACCUUGCCCAGUUCAUGGUGCAGAACAAGUUGACAUCUGCUGAUGUGAUGGAGCAGGCGGAGGAGUUGAGUUUUCCACGAUCGGUUGUUGAGUUCCUGCAGGGCAACAUUGGUGAACCAUACGGAGGGUUCCCUGAGCCCUUCCGCUCGCGUGUCCUCAAGGCCAUGCCGCGAGUGCAAGGUCGACCUGGAGCUUCCAUGCCUCCUCUUGACCUUGGUGCCCUCAAGACUGACCUGGCUUCGCGGCAUCCAGACAUCUCUGACCGCGAUGUCAUGAGCGCCGCUCUCUAUCCAAAGGUUACUGAAGACUUCCUGACGUUCAGAGACAAAUAUGGACCUGUUGACAAGUUAGAUACCCGUAUCUUCCUGACAGGACCUAAAGUUGGUGAGGAGUUCGAGGUUACGAUAGAGCGAGGCAAGACGCUGGGCAUCAAGACCCUGGCAAUGGCUGAGGACCUCAGGCCCAACGGGGACCGUGAAGUUUUCUUUGAGUUGAAUGGGCAGCUGCGAUCUGUGUUCAUUCAGGACAAAAAUGCUGUGAAGGAGAUCCACGUGCACCCGAAGGCGCAGCCCAACGUGAAGGGCCAAGUGGGCGCCCCGAUGCCGGCCGAAGUGGUAGACAUCCGCUUCAAGGUGGGCGAGCGCGUGGAGAAGGGCGCGGCGCUGGUGGUGCUGUCUGCGAUGAAGAUGGAGAUGGUGGUGCAGGCGCCGGCGACGGGCGUCGUCAAGUCGGUGGACGCGCAGCUGGGCAUGAAGCUGGAGGGCGAGGACCUCAUCAUGACCAUCGAGGAGUGAGAGCAGGCAUCAUGUUGUGGUGUGCGGUCACGUACCAGAAUCUUCUUCCAAAGAUCGUUCGGUAAUGUGAUAAGUAGCAGAGCUCAACAGUUUUGCUUUUUUUUGGCAAGACUCUUCACAAAGACUGACUGUGUUUUGGACUUCCAAGUAGUUAAUCUGCUGCAACAUUUGUAUAAAUGUGUAAGUGUGCGCAUAUGUGUCUCUUAAUGUUUGUGCAUAAGAUGAUGCAAUGAUAGCAACUUUAAGACAGUGAUAAAAGCAAAGAAAAUAUGAGUACAGGGAUGGCUGUGGUAAAAAUUGAAGACUGGUAUGUGGAUAUUUAUAAACGGUCUACAUCAUAAUGGUGUUGCAUGAAGGUAUACAAUGACUUAUGAAAAUAUUUAUUUAUUUCUUUAAAAAGCAUUUAUACAUAUUUUUUAUGCUUAAAAAAUAUUGAAAAUUAUGAAAUAGUUUGUUAAUGUUGUAUAUUGAGUGAGGGACUUAAAUAAUCAUUGUUAAAUUGUUCUGCUGUUGUGAUUAGUAAUAAGAUAAUGAUCUAUAUGGAAUAAAAAGAACUCCUAGUACAUUUUUUGGCGGUGGGAAAAUUGUUCAGUGUCAAUUGUGAGUGAAAUCUGUGAGGACUUUAGUUCCAAAAAAGUUCCCAUAAUACUUUUUUUAUAUUCCACCUGUAUUUCACUAGAGAAAAUGGAAUAGAACUAUUGAUUAUUGAAAUUAUGUACUAAAAUGUGUAGAACAAUAAUUCUCAGAAAAUUAAAAUGAGUCAACUAAUUUGAUUAGAAUUGUUGUUUUUUAGUCUUGUUGUUGAAAUAAAAAAUUUAAAAUGUGUCUGUUCUAGCACCUAUUUCAAAAGGAAGAAAAAAAUGUUAUUUAACAUUGUUGUGGAUUAAUUACAAUUAUUAUGCACUUCUGCACAUAUGUAAACUUCUCCUAAUUUGUAUUUUGUGUCACUUUUUGUCAUUUAAACAAUCAUGGCAUGCAGAUGUUAACACAAUAUUGUUGAUGGAAAGUCAAUGAAUAUUUUCAUAGUUGUGUGCAUGUGUGGCUGUCACUUAAUUUGCAUUCCUAGACAGACAAGUGACAGGAGAAUUGUGUGUGAACACAGGAUGCUAAAAUUUAUUGUUGCAGCUAGUGUGUUGUUUGUGUGAAAGGAAAAGUGCCCUGUUUUGUGGGUACUAGGGAUUUAGUUGCUUGAUGUGUACAGAUUUGAAAAUAUUAUGUUGUGUAGAUUAGAUUAAUAUUUUAGAUUUGAGAAUGUGUUAAAAGAUUUUUAUUUCAGUGGCAGAUUAACUUAACUGUUCUGUAGAAUAUAUUUUCAAGAUCUUAAUAGAUGUUUAAAAAUGCUGUAAAUAUUAUGUUUACCCUGUUAAUAAAUUGGCUGAAUUAAGUUUUUUGCAAGGAUGAAAUUUGUAAUAUGUAAAAAAUUGUUCAAAAUUAUAAUAUUGUUGUUAUUAAAAUGUUUAAAGUGAUAUGUUUAAUUUUAAUUUCAAAUUCUAUGGAAUAUAAACUUAGAUAUAAGUGAAUAUUUUGUUCGUUGUAUUAAAGGAUCAAGAACAUUUAUUCAUUUUAUUUGUAAAAGAAAUUGUGCAAUCAAUUCUGUACAUCUUUGAAUAGGGGAAACAACAAGAACAACAAUAAUCAAUUUAGAUUGCAUGUAGGAUGAACAUUUCCUUAUUAGCUUCCUUACUUUUGUUUAUUAUGUUUGGUAGAAAAUGUACACUCUGGAAAUAGUAUUUGAGAUCUACGAUGUAAUUUCUCUGUUAAAUUUUAAAUGUCUCAGGGAAAAUGCAUUUACCUAUUCAUCAAAAUGCAUGUCAUAAAAUAUGGCAUUCAAAGAAAAUUGGACUGACACAAAUUUUAGAUACUAUGAAUUAUAAGGAAUGCCUUGCAGUAUAUUAAAUUGAAUCUGGCAACAUCUAUUCACAUUUUGGUAAUGUCUCAGUUGCAAUAAGAAACAAUAGGUUGGCAUCUAAGUCUCUCGCACAGCUUUUCAAAUUUAAACCUCCCAAGUGAUUCGUAUAAGUACCUAAUAAACCAUUCUUGUGAAAUCAUUACUACACAAAAAGUGACAAUAUUUCGAAUACAAACAAAGAAUUGCAAGUUGACUCAGCCAACUGCUAUGAUUUGAAAGGCAGCAGCCUCUAGUGAUAUAAUACCUACCGCAUCACUACUUUGCUAGGAGCCAAAGACCAGAUUGUAAUGCAUACACA